Molecule: messenger RNA, 531 nt
Organism: Cornus florida
Lineage: Eukaryota; Viridiplantae; Streptophyta; Magnoliopsida; Cornales; Cornaceae
Exons: 1
Coding region: 1-531 (176 amino acids)
Source: RefSeq, a predicted model, not a curated record
AUGGAGUAUUUCACUCUUCCCUCACUGGUUUUUGCCUGGGAUCACCUUAUAUGGUUCAAACACUACAUCCCAAAACAUGGUUGUACUGUUUGGCUGGCACUUAAAGAGAGACUUGCCACCCUUGACACCAAGCCAGUGAUGAAGAAACACUACACCAAUGCAUGCUACCUUUGCCUUGCACAAGAGGAAUCAGUGGACCAUAUCUUCUUCAAAUAUCAAUACAGCUCCAAAAUUUGGGAAUUUAUCCAGCAUGCAGCUGGCUUUUACAUAAAACCUGACAGUUGGAAGGACUUGAUUGCUUGGUGUGCUACAACAUGGAAACAAGAUCACUUCACUACCCACAAGCUGUUACUUUCAAGUGCAAUUUAUUUCAUUUGGCAAGAGAGAAAUGCAAGAGUAUUUAGGAAUAAAUCUUCCCCAACUACUAAAGCUAUACACCUCAUCAAAGGUUACAUCAGAGCAAGAUUUGCCUCUCUUAAGCUAAAGCACAACACAGACUAUAACGUUCCAAAUUUUCACAAACCUGGAUAG